Sungouiella intermedia is the source of this 612-nucleotide messenger RNA. The record is from the annotation of a GenBank genome assembly. Lineage: Eukaryota; Fungi; Ascomycota; Pichiomycetes; Serinales; Metschnikowiaceae.
AUGUCCAAUAUCACCAAAAAGGCGCUUCGUAAGCAUGUCCUGACAAGGCUUGCCAAUUUGACACCCGAGUCCGUUUCUCGCCAAUCGAGUUUAGUUUUUCGGAGUUUACGAGAAUCUCCGGAAUUUCAACAAGCUAACUCAAUUGGACUAUACAUGAAUAUGCCAACAAUGGAAAUUCAUACUCAAGACAUAAUAAAGCUUUGCUUUGACCUUAACAAGAAAGUAUUCCUUCCCAAAUGUGUUGACACAAAGAUGGAAGGCAGGAGAUUGCGGCAUCUUAGAUUCUUAUCACUUCCAACUAUGGAGAGUGUUUUAUCAUUAAAGCCCUCUGGGAAAUACAAUCUUCGUGAGCCACAAGAAGGUGAAGAUGCGAUGGAAUCUGGACAGCUAGAUUUGCUUAUCGUACCAGGAGUUGCAUUCUCGCUAACCGGCCAACGUUUGGGCCAUGGUGCUGGUUACUAUGAUGAAUUUCUCCAAGCAUUCAAUUCAAAAUUUGGAAGAACUCCUUACCUUUUAGGCUUGAGUCUCCAAGAACAGAUUGUCGAUCACAUCCCUAUGGAAAGUCAUGAUUGGCAUUUAAAUAAAAUUGUGUCUGCUUCAGACAAUAAAUAA